Messenger RNA from Saccharomycopsis crataegensis, 1380 nucleotides. It is a transcript of the gene ERG9, whose product is annotated as bifunctional farnesyl-diphosphate farnesyltransferase/squalene synthase. Gene Ontology annotation, molecular function: squalene synthase [NAD(P)H] activity. Gene Ontology annotation, cellular component: endoplasmic reticulum membrane. Gene Ontology annotation, biological process: ergosterol biosynthetic process; farnesyl diphosphate metabolic process. The record is from RefSeq and is a predicted model, not a curated record. The transcript has a single exon. Lineage: Eukaryota; Fungi; Ascomycota; Saccharomycetes; Ascoideales; Saccharomycopsidaceae. Bases 1 to 1380 code for a protein of 459 amino acids.
AUGGGAAAGCUCAGCAAAAUCCUUCAAUUGGUCCUUCAUCCAACCGAAUUUAAAGCCGCCCUUCAAUUUUUUGUGUUCAAGCAAAAAUUACAUUCAAGAGACGUCACCAAAGAGUCUGAAACCCUUAAGCAAUGUUAUUACUUGCUCUCCAAAACUUCCAGAUCUUUCUACGCGGUGAUCCUUGAAUUGCACCCAGAAUUGAGAGACGCAAUCAUGUUGUUUUACUUGAUUCUCAGAGCGUUGGACACCGUAGAAGAUGACAUGACAAUCGAUCCAAAGAUCAAGGUCCCAUUGUUAAGAUCGUUCAGCGAGAAAUUGGACUUGGAAAAAUGGAGUUUCGACGGCAAUGGACCAAACGAAAAAGAUCGUAUGGUUUUGGUAAAAUUCAAUGCGAUUUUGACCGAGUACCAUCAAUUGAAACCUCAGUACCAAAAGGUCAUCAAGGAUAUCACCCACAAGAUGGGUAAUGGGAUGGCCGACUACAUUCUCGAUGAAAACUUCAACUUGAAUGGGGUAGGUACCGUCAAAGACUAUGAUUUGUACUGUUACUACGUUGCUGGUUUGGUUGGGGAAGGUUUGACCAACUUGAUUGUAUUGGCGAAAUUUUCCAACGAAUCAUUGAACGAUAAGAUGGACUUGGCGAUUUCUAUGGGGUUGUUCUUACAAAAGACCAAUAUCAUUAGAGACUAUAGAGAAGAUUUGGAAGACAAGAGAUCGUUCUGGCCAAAAGAGAUUUGGAGCAAAUAUACCCAGAGCUUGCCGGACUUUGCCGACCCAAAGAACGCCGCCGACGGGUUGGAUUGUACCUCUGAUUUAGUACUCAACGCCUUGGGUCAUGUUACCGAUGUGUUGACCUACUUGUCGUUGAUCAAGGAUCAAUCGACAUUCAACUUUUGUGCGAUUCCCCAAGUUAUGGCCAUUGCCACUUUGGACUUAGUUUAUCAAAACCCUGAAGUUUUCCAAACCAACGUGAAGAUUAGAAAAGGUACCACUUUGAAACUUAUUGUCCAGUGUAGAACUUUAGAAGGCGUCGCUGAUAUUUUCAGCCGUUACAUCAGAUCGAUCAAUCAUAAAUCACACCCAUCGAACAAAAACUACUUGAAGAUUGGUAUCAUGUGCGGACAGAUCGAACAAUUCAUCGAAGGUAUGUACCCAUUGAGAAACUUGCCAAAGGAAAUCACCACUCCUCCAAAAUCACCAAUCUUGAGCAAUAUUUUGGAAAGAAGCCAUGUGGAAAUCGACAUGAAGGCCGCGGUGAGAAUUGAAGAGGAAAAAACUCAGGCUGCUUUGGUGGGGUUCGGUUUGGCACUUGCGGUUGUCGGUUACUUAGUUUAUGCUACUGUAACUGGAGAAUCCUUAAUUGCUCAUUUAGAUCUUUGA